Messenger RNA from Herpailurus yagouaroundi (jaguarundi), 6867 nucleotides. It is a transcript of the gene EPHA6, whose product is annotated as EPH receptor A6. The coding region runs from base 213 to 3326 and encodes 1037 amino acids. Gene Ontology annotation, molecular function: transmembrane-ephrin receptor activity; protein binding; ATP binding. Gene Ontology annotation, biological process: protein phosphorylation; axon guidance; ephrin receptor signaling pathway. Lineage: Eukaryota; Metazoa; Chordata; Mammalia; Carnivora; Felidae. The record is from RefSeq and is a predicted model, not a curated record. Gene Ontology annotation, cellular component: dendrite; plasma membrane. The transcript is spliced from 21 exons.
UUGUGUUGCUUGAUACAACAACUGUGCUGGGAGAGCUAGGAUGGAAAACAUAUCCAUUAAAUGGGAUCCUGCAGUCUCAGAUUUCUACUCUGUUCUGACCAACACUGUAUGUGAAGUGGGUCACGUGUCAGCCAUCUUUGACCUAUUUCCAACACUGCUAAAAGGGGGGAAAAUUCGAGAAGGCACUGAAGAGACCACCUCACCAGACCCUGAUGUUACUUCUCCUCUGGAUGUACAUGCUGCAGCUCCAUAGGAGCCAGUGGGAUGCCAUCACUGAAAUGGAUGAACACAAUAGGCCCAUUCACACAUACCAGGUAUGCAAUGUAAUGGAACCAAACCAAAACAACUGGCUUCGUACAAACUGGAUCUCCCGCGACGCAGCUCAGAAAAUUUAUGUGGAAAUGAAGUUUACAUUAAGGGAUUGUAACAGCAUCCCAUGGGUUUUGGGGACUUGCAAAGAAACAUUUAAUCUGUAUUAUGUGGAAUCAGAUGAGUCCCAUGGAAUUAAAUUCAAGCCAAGCCAGUAUACAAAGAUUGACACAAUUGCUGCUGAUGAAAGUUUUACCCAGAUGGAUUUGGGUGAUCGUAUCCUGAAGCUAAACACGGAAAUUCGUGAGGUGGGUCCUAUAGAAAGGAAAGGAUUUUAUUUGGCUUUUCAAGAUAUUGGGGCAUGCAUUGCCUUGGUCUCUGUCCGUGUUUUCUACAAAAAAUGCCCCUUCACUGUUCGUAACUUGGCUAUGUUUCCUGACACCAUCCCAAGGGUUGAUUCUUCUUCUUUGGUUGAAGUAAGGGGCUCUUGUGUGAAGAGUGCAGAAGAGCGUGACACUCCUAAACUAUAUUGUGGAGCUGAUGGAGAUUGGCUGGUUCCUCUUGGAAGGUGUAUCUGCAGUACAGGAUAUGAAGAAAUUGAAGGUUCUUGUCACGCUUGCAGACCAGGAUUCUAUAAAGCAUUUGCUGGGAACACAAAAUGUUCUAAGUGCCCUCCACACAGUUUAACUUACAUGGAAGCAACUUCUGUCUGUCAGUGUGAAAAAGGUUACUUCCGAGCUGAAAAAGACCCACCUUCCAUGGCAUGUACCAGGCCACCUUCAGCUCCUAGGAAUGUGGCUUUUAACAUCAAUGAAACAGCCCUUAUUUUGGAAUGGAGCCCACCAAGUGACACAGGAGGGAGAAAAGAUCUCACAUACAGUGUAAUCUGUAAGAAAUGUGGCUUAGAUACCAGCCAGUGUGAGGACUGUGGUGGAGGACUCCGCUUCAUCCCAAGACAUUCUGGCCUCAUCAACAAUUCCGUGAUAGUACUUGACUUUGUGUCUCACGUGAAUUACACCUUUGAAAUAGAAGCCAUGAAUGGAGUUUCUGAGUUGAGUUUUUCUCCCAAGCCAUUCACAGCUAUUACAGUGACCACGGAUCAAGAUGCACCUUCCCUGAUAGGUGUGGUAAGGAAGGACUGGGCAUCCCAAAAUAGCAUUGCCCUAUCAUGGCAAGCACCUGCUUUUUCCAAUGGAGCCAUUCUGGACUACGAGAUCAAGUACUAUGAGAAAGUCUACCCACGGAUAGCGCCGGCAUUUUGGCACUACCUGCGGGUAGAAGAGCAUGAGCAGCUCACCUAUUCCUCCACGAGGUCCAAGGCGCCCAGUGUCAUCAUCACAGGCCUCAAGCCAGCCACCAAGUACAUAUUUCAUAUCCGAGUGAGGACUGCAACAGGAUACAGUGGCUAUAGCCAGAAGUUUGAAUUUGAAACAGGAGAUGAGACUUCUGACAUGGCGGCUGAACAGGGACAGAUUCUCGUGAUAGCCACCGCAGCUGUUGGGGGAUUUACUCUCCUCGUCAUUCUUACUUUGUUCUUCUUAAUCACUGGGAGGUGCCAAUGGUACAUCAAAGCUAAAAUGAAGUCAGAAGAGAAGAGGAGAAACCACUUACAGCAGAAUGGGCAUUUACGCUUCCCAGGAAUUAAAACUUACAUAGAUCCAGAUACAUAUGAAGACCCAUCCCUAGCAGUUCAUGAAUUUGCAAAGGAGAUUGAUCCCUCAAGAAUUCGCAUUGAGAGAGUCAUUGGGGCAGGAGAAUUUGGAGAAGUCUGUAGUGGGCGACUGAAGACACCAGGGAAAAGAGAGAUCCCCGUUGCCAUCAAAACUUUGAAAGGUGGCCACAUGGAUCGACAAAGAAGAGAUUUUCUAAGAGAAGCUAGUAUCAUGGGUCAGUUUGACCACCCAAAUAUCAUUCGACUGGAAGGUGUUGUCACAAAAAGAUCCUUCCCGGCCAUUGGGGUGGAGGCGUUUUGCCCCAGCUUCCUGAGGGCAGGGUUUUUAAAUAGCAUCCAGGCCCCGCAUCCAGUGCCAGGGGGAGGAUCUCUGCCCCCCAGGAUUCCUGCUGGCAGACCAGUAAUGAUUGUGGUGGAAUAUAUGGAGAAUGGAUCCCUAGACUCCUUUUUACGGAAACAUGAUGGCCAUUUCACAGUCAUCCAGUUGGUCGGUAUGCUCCGAGGCAUUGCAUCAGGAAUGAAGUAUCUUUCUGAUAUGGGCUAUGUUCAUCGUGAUCUAGCAGCUAGGAAUAUAUUGGUCAACAGCAACUUAGUAUGCAAAGUUUCCGAUUUUGGUCUCUCCCGGGUACUGGAAGAUGAUCCAGAGGCUGCUUAUACAACAACUGGUGGGAAAAUUCCGAUAAGGUGGACAGCCCCAGAAGCUAUUGCCUAUAGAAAGUUCUCCUCGGCAAGUGACGCGUGGAGCUAUGGCAUUGUCAUGUGGGAGGUCAUGUCCUACGGAGAGAGACCUUAUUGGGAAAUGUCUAAUCAAGAUGUCAUUCUGUCCAUUGAAGAAGGCUAUAGACUUCCGGCUCCCAUGGGCUGUCCAGCAUCUCUACACCAGCUGAUGCUCCAUUGCUGGCAGAAGGAGAGAAACCACAGACCAAAAUUUACUGACAUUGUCAGCUUCCUUGACAAACUGAUCCGCAAUCCCAGUGCCCUUCACACCCUGGUGGAGGACAUCCUUGUGGUUAAUGGACCCCACAGCCAGUGCCCAUCAACAGAGCUCUCUAACUGUUCUAUGGCUGUAGAAGCAGGCAGAAUGCCAGAGUCUCCUGGUGAAGUUCCCGAAUAUCCUUUGUUUGUCACAGUUGGUGACUGGCUGGAUUCUAUAAAGAUGGGACAAUAUAAGAAUAACUUCAUGGCAGCAGGGUUUACGACUUUUGACCUGAUUUCAAGAAUGAGCAUUGAUGAUAUUAGAAGAAUUGGAGUCAUACUCAUUGGACACCAGAGACGAAUAGUCAGCAGUAUCCAAACUUUACGUUUACACAUGAUGCACAUACAAGAGAAAGGAUUUCAUGUAUGAAAGUACUACAAGCACUUGUGUUUUGUGCCUCAGCAUUUCUAAAGUGAAAGAUAUCCUCUCUACUACCCUCCCUUCCGAUUCUCCAAACAUCACUUCACAAACUGCAGUCUCCUGUUCAGACAAUGGGCACACACCUUUUGUUUAUGCUUCCAACCCGGAUUUUAAAAUCACGCCUCAUAGCUCCUCUCUGAGUUACCUGCAAAUGAAACCCUGGCCCACUGCAGAUUACCACUACACAAUGGUAAAUAACUCAGCAUGGAUGUGCAACUUUGUACAACAGUAUUUGGGAAGUGUUCACAAACUUAACCUAACGGAAUUUUCCCAGGUGUGGCUUCCUUAAUGAUGGAUGUAUUUAGAGUUUGAUGAUAUAUGAAAAAGAAAUAGUUGACCUUUCUUUCAUGUUUUGUGAUCAGGUAGCUUCCAAACUGACAUAAAUAUGUUUUAGAUCAUUAUAUUCAACUCUGUGGAUCAUAUUGUUACUUUAUUUUAUAAUAGUUUAACUGUUAAUGCCUGAUGUUGUUAGACUUAUUUGCAGCAAUGACCAAUGAUUUCAUUUGGUGAAUUCUUGCCAUAUGUGACUGCGCUAAGAAGGGGGUUAUCAGGGAGGUAGAGGGAGAAACACUCUGUGCUUUUCAAUCUUCUAAGGCUGAGUUUGUCUAUUCUUUUAAAUUGACCUUGUAGUGUCCUACAUAUUUUGUAAUAAGUGGUAGUUUAGAGGCUUUUCCCCUUUAAUUUUUACUAACUACAUUUCUCUCCUACAUUAUGAAGCUCACCCCAGAAAGAUCAAGAGUGAGUCCAGUGUUCUAAAGGCUUUCAUAGAGGAAGCAUGAAAUAAAACCAUGUCUGUUCCCUUGGUUCACCUUCAUAAGUUUGCAAAAGCAAUUUUCAAAGCAUUGAUAAAAUUAAUUAUUUUCAGGGGAAUUGCUUUGAAAAACAGAUCUAAGAUUAUAGCCUUAGAUAUAAUGUAAAGAAGAUUAAUUUAAACAGAAUUUUAUGAUAGCUGUAUGAGGGCCCCAAGAAUAAAUACAUUUGGCUGACAGUCUGAUAUUGGUGCAUUUUGCAAGUUUAAGAACUUUUAUAUUUUGUUCAUGAAAAAUAAGUUAGUUACAUGAACAUGCUGAGCUGUUUUCCGAACCUCUCAAGAGACAAGUAUGUCACUGCAUGUUCCAAAGGUAUGAACAGACCUAAAACAUGAGCGUAUAUAAAUUGUGUGUCAACCUGAGUCCAUAACAUAGUAACUUAAAAAUGUGAACACAGCUAUAGUGUAUUGUCAUAAUCUUCUCAGAGGCUGCAAAAAAAAAGGCAAAUACAUUUUUCAGUGAAUUAAGCUGAGUCAAUUUAUCAAAAUAGCACUGCUUGAUGAAUAAAUUCAAUUGUAAAAUCAGCUGUUGCCUGAGAAACUAAAAAAAAAAAAAAAAAAAAAAAAGACUACUGUGCUAGGUGUGGAAGAGUAGGGAGAAUGUGUUAAGACAGAGGAAAAGGGGCAGGUUAUCUAAAGAUGCUGAUUUAAUAAGUCAGUUUUUCUUUGAUUUAAGAGAUAAAGGUGCCCAAACCACAUUCUCCAAUUCCUACCUAAAUUACAUUUUUUGCUAAUAGCAGCUGUCUUGCUAUUAAAGGAGACUCACUCUUUCUUUUAUUCUUCUUUUAAGACUUGUUGACUGUCCCAUUAGACUAGACCCUUCCACAUACAUUUCUUUUGCUGAUUUAUCUCCCAAUUUUUGCCUACUGGAGCUUAAUUUUUUCUCAUUUCAAAUAAAAAUUGUAUAGAACUAGAAGGAAGAGUCUUUAAAGUAUUCCUUAAAGUAUAUUUAAAAAAAGAAAAAAGUGAGAAAUUCAUCACUUUUAAGUAAGUGUGUCAGAAAUAGCAACAUUUUCUACCCAUCACUUGCAUGGUCAUGCAUCACUCAUACACUAUCUGCAGUUUGCUUGAUACAUUUACACAAAUCUGGAUACAUUUAGAGGAAAUAUAAAAUUUCCAUAUUUACUGUCUUCAAAUAUAUAUUAAAUAAGAACAGAUGUAAAACAGAUUAAAUUUAUUAAUCAUAUAUAUUUAUUUUUAUAAUACAACAAAAAAGGUAUUUAGAAACAUAAGGAAUAGAAUAAUUAUGGUCUUCCAUAGGACUCUGUCAGCAACAUCUGUAUACUUUGAUGAAAUAAAUUCUAUAAAGUAUUUAAACUUCUUUGAGAUGGGCAUUCAGUACUUGAAAGAUUAAAGUUCACUGUUAAGAAUUUUUUUCUUAAUACAGAGAUCUUUUUUCCAUAUCUGAUUUAUAUUUCUUUUUUUCUUCCCUAACAUCUUCCUCUAGUAUUAUAAAACUACCUUUUCACUUUGUGUCUUACCUCAAAUGCUCUUUAAAAUUUCUUUAAAAUUACAUUUAUAUUCUUCAGAACUGUAAGCAUGAUAAUCUUACUUGUAAUUUUGAACCUCAUCAUGGUCAGAAAUGUUGCGUGCACACAUGAUUGAAAUAGGUGUGCAUGAUUAAACAGAAACAUUAAAAAAAUAAGGAUAUCUAUUUCUUCAUUGACUACCAAUCACAGACCCCCAUGAUCCCAAGGAUAUUAUAAUAUCCAGGAAUAUUAACAGUUAAAUUGCCAAAUUCAUUUGGAAACUUUAUAGGAAAUAUUUUGAGAUUUACUAGUGUACCUGUCUAGUAAUUAAAACUGUUUAAUAUGCAUAAGUAUAGAAUUUAAUUACAUAAAGAAAAUUAGUAACUUACAUAAAUCACAGCUUUCAGUAAUGAUUUUUGAUAACUUCAAUAUGCAUAUACCUUCAUUACUUGCUUUAUUUUAAAUUUCCUAUUUCACACUACUGAGAAGCUUUUGAGAUUUUGAAAAUCGUAGAGUUGAAAAAAACAUUUUCAUUUUAUUUUCUGGGUGGUCAGUUUCCAAUAUAUAACCAACUCAGUACCUCAGAGUAUAAGGCAUAUUUGGGGGGGGGGGGGAUGUAAAAACAAUACACAAGAAGAGAUGUUAGGUUUGUAAAUCAUUUAAAAAGCAAUCAAAUUACAAAGCUCUUGGCUUAACAAGAAUCAAGAAUUAUAGCACUUUUGCACUAAGUUAUCUUAGUUGUUGAUAAGUAAGUUAUGCAUGCCAUAAUAAAAAAAAAUUUGUUAUUUCACUCUGCAUUACUCUUUAAAAUCUAUCCAGCUAUCACCUGAAUAAAACAGCCUUCUGGCUACAGUUCUAAGGCCUAUCUCAGCCUAUGAAGGGAAAACAAAUCCAAAUCCAAUCCCUGAAAAGCAGUCUUUACAGAAGGUCUUCCGAAGAGAUGGUGAAGAAUGAAUCUCAACCACAUUUCCCUAAAAAUCCAUUUUUUAAUAUAUUUCCCUACCAAAUUUCUACUUUAUAAAUCAGUUAAAUCUCUUAUCCCAAAAUCUUCACCAAUAUUAGGUCUCUUUUUUCUAUUCCUUCAUUAAAUUUUCUAAAACCACCUUGCUCAGCCCCUUCUGUUCUCUCUUUACUCCUCCACCCCGUCUCUUUUCCUUUCUCAGCUUCUACCACUCCACCCCUGGUCCCUAUCAACAAAAGAAGCACAGCAAAC